CCCCAAGCUGAUUACAACUAUGUAUAACAUCCGAGCGAGCCACUGGCUAAGGCUUUGCCUUGCUGCUUCAGGCCUGGCUUGGACUCUGUGCGUUUGUUUCCUUGCGUGGAAAUGCCUGUUGGUUGAUGCGAGAAUCUAUCAUCUUAACCCCGCAUUGCUGUCCUCGGGAGUAGGUUCUCCAUCAAUACAAGAAGCAACAGCUGCACAGGCAAUGGCUACAGUCCCAAGAAAGAGGCUGCUCCGACUCCUCGAGAGUCCAAUACUCUUUGCCGGUACCAAAAGCAAUAUAGCAAAAAGUUAGACCCACAAUACUAGACCAUGGAGAUCGCCGAAAGAUCACCGCUCAUAUUAGAAGUAGAAAAGUGAUUGAUCUCGCUCGAUGAAGCCAGAGAUAGCUUUAAAUGUGCCCGCCGCCCUGGUAAGACGUAAUUGGCGCCAACAUGACACCGACAUCAAGCUGCAGGUUUGGCAGGCAUGUGUUACAUUGACAUGGUCAUGGUCUCGAGCGUUGGCAUCUGACACGCAGCUGGCUGAAAAUAAAAAGGACAAGGCUGAAAGCUAGGCUACGGAACCCGGGCGCCACAAUGAGGCUGCGGC
This is a messenger RNA of Phialemonium atrogriseum, 597 nucleotides long. RefSeq lists its product as uncharacterized. Bases 20 to 301 code for a protein of 93 amino acids. The transcript is spliced from 2 exons. Lineage: Eukaryota; Fungi; Ascomycota; Sordariomycetes; Cephalothecales; Cephalothecaceae. The record is from RefSeq and is a predicted model, not a curated record.